Molecule: messenger RNA, 6014 nt
Organism: Scomber japonicus (chub mackerel)
Lineage: Eukaryota; Metazoa; Chordata; Actinopteri; Scombriformes; Scombridae
Gene: lpin2
Product: lipin 2
Exons: 20
Coding region: 467-3214 (915 amino acids)
Biological process (GO): cellular response to insulin stimulus; triglyceride biosynthetic process; fatty acid catabolic process
Cellular component (GO): cytosol; nucleus; endoplasmic reticulum membrane
Molecular function (GO): phosphatidate phosphatase activity; transcription coactivator activity
Source: RefSeq, a predicted model, not a curated record
AAGCUCAGUAAAUUGAGUGAAGAGACCACAGAAGGCUAGGAAGAUUGUGUGAUAAUCCCAGCCAUCAUCUCCCUUCUCAGAUGCUGCGCUUGUGGGACAGCGGCCAGUGUCAGGGGACUCUGGGGCACUCUGGCAGUCUGUGUGCGGGUCAGGAGAUAACAGACACCACAGGGCAGCCAGGCAGGCGGUGGUGAGGGGAGCAGAGAGAUGAAAGCAAAGGACAAAUGAGACAGACUGAUUGACCUGAAAAGGAUACUCAAAAGACGAGACAAACGUGGACAGUCAACAAGAGUUCGAGGGGGGAAAAAAACGGGGCAAUAGAAGUAGAAUCAAGUGGAAAAGUUUUCCACAACUUGUCCGGGCCAAAUCCGUCUCCUCUUGUGGACUCUCGCUGAACCCUCAUCCUGUUUUUUUUCCUUUAACUCCGCUAAUACUUUUGUUUUUGUCCCCCCUCCAGGCGGACACCAUGAACUACGUGGGCCAGCUGGCAGGUCAGGUGCUGGUUACGGUGAAAGAACUGUAUAAGGGCAUUAAUCAAGCCACGUUGUCUGGCUGCAUCGAUGUUGUGGUCGUCCGCCAGAGAGAUGGCACCUACCAGUGCUCACCAUUCCACGUGCGCUUCGGCAAGCUGGGUGUGCUGCGCUCCAAAGAGAAAGUGAUCGACAUCGAAGUGAAUGGAGAGGCUGUAGACCUGCACAUGAAACUUGGAGACAAUGGCGAGGCCUUUUUUGUCCAGGAGGCUGAGCAGCAGAAUCAGAUUGUCCCCGCCCACUUGGCCACCUCCCCAAUCCCCACUGAGAGUCACCUAUUCUGGAUCUCUGAGGUGGAGCACAGGCCACCAAAAGAUUUGGAAGAUGACCCCGCUGAGCGAGAGGAUCCACCUGAGCCUCCUGCUCCCAGUACAGUGGCUACAAAAAAGAAGAAGAGACGGAAGAAGAAACACAAAGGAGACCCUCGAAGAGAGGAGCUGACCCCACCCAUGUCAGUCACUACUGGUAACGCUAUUGCUGCUAAUGCACCUGCUGCUGCUACAACUGCUGCUAUGUCCAGCACUGUGCAAAACGAGGAGAUCUUUGAGAUGGAUCUGAGUUCUGAUGACGACGUUGCAACACAUGUCUCGAGGUCACCUUCAGUAACCACAAUACGAGACAUUGACCCCAAAUUACCUGCAGCCAGACACAGCAUUGAUGGUUAUCCGCUGUCAGAUGGAGAGUGGCGGGCAGAUGACAGUCUUGGCUUGUCUCAGGCUUUUUCCCCAAAGAGUGACUCUGAACUGGUAGUGAGGCCUUCAGAGAGUCUGCUCAGAGCUGAGUCCCACAUGCAGUGGACCUGGGGAGAGUUUCCAGAAACAACCAGGGUCACCAAAAAAGAGAAACCAGAACUACUAAAAACCGUGACCAUCACCCCUUCAGAGAGCACCCACUUCCGCGUCAUCCUCAGCUCCGAGGCCAUGGAGAACGAGAGCGAGAUCGAAAAAGAAGACUCCUCAGUUUGUACCAUCAUCAAGCCACAGCCACGCACCCCUAUCACCACUCUAACACCUGAGGACCCUCUCACAUCUGUGAGCACUGCAACUGGUGUGAGUCCUAUAACUCCCUCGGAGCCUCUGGAUGUCCUGCCCUCCAGUGUGAUGACCUCCACUCCUACUAACAGCCAACAGAGCGAUUCCCCCUCUAAAAAGAAAGGUGUCCCAAAGAGGAGCCAGCAUCAGGGUCCUGAGGAUAUCUACCUUGAUGACCUGAAUGUACUUGAACCUGAUGUUGCAGCACGAUAUUUUCCUAAGAGUGAGUCUGAAGCAGCCACUAAGCACUGGAUGGACUCGGAGAUGCCCUCUGGUUCACAGUCUCCACAGUCGGUAGGAAGUGCAGCAGCUGACAGCGGGACCGAGUGUCUUUCGGACUCAGCUAGCGACCUUCCUGAUGUCACUCUUUCCUUGUGUGGAGGCCUUACAGAGAAUGCAGAGAUAUCCAAAGAAAGAUUCAUGGAGCAUAUCAUCACCUAUCAUGAAUUUGCUGAGAAUCCAGCAAUUAUAGAUAACCCCAACCUGGUAGUAAAGAUAGGAAAUAGAUAUUAUAACUGGACACUAGCUGCACCUUUGAUUCUAAGUCUGCAAGCAUUUCAGAAGAAUUUACCAAAGGCCACAGAGGAGGCCUGGGUGAAGGAGAAAAUGCCAAAGAAGUCAGGCCGCUGGUGGUUCUGGCGGAAAAGGGCGGAUAGUACAAUCAAACAGUCAGAGACUAAGCUCGAAACAAAGGAGGAGUCUCAUUUGGAGGAGGAAGGACCCUCCAUACCUCAGGAGAAGCUGGUCUUACCUCCUAAAGCAGGAGACUCGUCCAGCGAUGAAGAGGGCAAGGAGGUCAGUGCUGCAUCCUGUCAAGAGAGACUUCAGCCAAUUGAUGGUCAGCACCACGCUAGCCCACACGCUUACAGGAAGUCACUACGCCUCUCUUCUGAUCAGAUAGCCAGUCUGAAACUGAAGGAGGGGCCUAAUGAUGUGACAUUUAGCAUCACCACACAAUACCAGGGCACGUGCCGCUGUGAAGGCACCAUCUACCUGUGGAACUGGGACGACAAAGUCAUUAUCUCUGACAUUGACGGCACCAUUACCAAGUCAGAUGUGUUUGGACAGAUUUUGCCACAGUUGGGGAAAGACUGGACCCACCAGGGCAUUGCCAAGCUCUACCACUCAGUAGCAGAGAACGGCUACAAGUUCUUGUACUGCUCAGCGAGGGCUAUUGGCAUGGCAGACAUGACAAGGGGUUACCUGCAGUGGGUCAAUGAUGGAGGCACCAUCCUGCCCCGGGGACCUCUCAUGCUGUCUCCCAGCAGCCUCUUCUCUGCCUUCCACAGGGAAGUCAUUGAGAAGAAACCAGAGAUCUUCAAGAUUGAAUGCCUUACAGACAUCAAGAACCUGUUCCAGCAUAACAAGCAGCCAUUCCACGCCGCCUUUGGGAAUAGAACUAAUGAUGUGUUUGCCUAUAAGGAAGUAGGAGUUCCAGUGUGCAGGAUCUUCACAGUCAACCCCAAGGGAGAGCUGAUCCAAGAGCAGACAAAGGGCAACAAGUCCACUUACGGCCGGCUCAGUGAGCUGGUGGAGCAUGUGUUCCCUCUGCUGAGUAAAGAGCAGAAUGAGGCCUUUGCCAUGCCAGAGUUCAGCUCAUUCUGUUACUGGAGACAGCCUAUACCCGACAUUAACCCUGAUGAGCUGUUGUGAUCCAGCACGCACGGACACUCAGGUAUACAUACUCAUGUAUACACACGGAGCGGGCACUUGAAAGUAUCUUCAGGAAAAACUUGGACUGGACUGGAUCCCCAUCUUCCUUCUGUAAUACUCCAAACUGAUGCUCACAAAGACCCAGAGUGUGAACACAGAAAAAGCUGGUAAACUGUAAUUUUUAAGAUGAGUGGACGUUUUCUCCAGAAAGUGAAUCCCGGUGAUUAAUAUCUGGGAGACAAACGACUAAUCUAAAACUAAAUGAUCAGCCCAGCAGACACUCUUUAGUCCCCACCACUGUACAGGGAUAAAAAUCCUUUUGUCUCUCUAACUUCUAUCAAAGAGGAUGGUCUGCAUUUACCAUCAGGAGAGCGACUGAAGCCCCUUAGCACUAGACUCUGAGAUCCAGAAUGCGCUAAAGCUGGGCAGAAAGAAAAGACAUUGUUUUCACGAGUAGGGACAUUUUCUGAAUGUCCUUAACAAAUGAAAUGUUCAAAGCAAUUAAGUUCAUUAAAACAAGACAGUCACUAGUCACGUGCCGGAUAUAUUUUGCUGUUCAUGCCUAAAUUUAGUAGCCAGGCUGUUUUCUGUUCUAAAAAAUGAAAUAAAAUCAUGAUAGUGGUUGCUGAAUAAGACUAUACCAACUAUGAACCAUACACAGUACUUAACUUCCAGGAUCCUGCCGUAGGAAAGGUGUGUUCCCGACACUCUGGACUCUGGACUGUGGUCAUUAGUUCACUGCUGGUGGAGGCGCGAACACAUUUCCGACGGUCACUUUUCCCCUGUAGUUAAUAUCGUACCGAAUGAGUCAUGUUUGGUAUUCAGUGUUCAAGGUCGCACCUGGGAUUUACUUUUGCCAACAAGUGUGUGAUGACGCACAUUUAAACUAAAAAAAAAAAAAAAGAAGAAGAAGAAAAGAAAAAGAAAUCAACGACAAAACGAAGCAGCUUCAUGGUAUAUUGUCUUGCCGUUAUUUUAAUAUGUUUAUUCUGUUAUACAAGCUUUGGUUAAUCAAGCGUGUUUUGUUAACAAUGCAGUCAUUAUUUAUGAAAAUUGAUAUGUUUAAGUUAUUGAUUUCUAUCGUGAUGCCUUUGCUCGUCUGAAAAAUAAUAAUUUAUCACCAAUGAAAUGUGGAAAUACUUCAAAUCGGUAUUUUGUAUGCUUGAUCACAGGUUAACAUGCACUUAACAGUAACUGCUAAGCCUUGUAUGAUUUUUUUUUUUUGUCGUUUUGUUUUUUUUGUUGACAACGAUCUGUAUUCCUUGCUUUACACAUUCCUGAACCUCAGACUCCACAGCUUUAGUAUUAGAAUAUAAAAUGUAUGUGUAAAUGUCAAAGAUAACGCUUGAGUGGGAACAGUGGAGAUAAGCAGAUCUGAGAAGAGCUUAGGCUGAAGAUUUUUGGUUUGCUCGGUACCCUGUAGAAGGACUAUGGGGUGUAUGUGUGUGUGCGUGCGUGUGUGUGUGUGUGCGUGUGUGUGCAUACCUAAUCACUGAGUGCGGCUGCUGCUGCUGCUGUUGGGAUGAUCUUGCACUCUUUGCUCAUGUUCCCUCAGUGGCUUUACUAAGACUUAUCCAACGCACUUUGUCUAAGCUGCAUCAGAAAGACGCAGACUUUACACCUCGGCACACCUCUCACCCACAUGCACUUCACUUUAGGGUCUUUGUCGACGAAAAAGACCAGAGUAUGCAAUUAAAUGUGGGACGAAGAGCUGUAGUUUUACCUCUUUGAUGUGUGAGCGACACCACAGACAAAUCAGUGUAGGUAUUUGUUGGUUGCAAGGCAAAAAUGUGGGGAUGGAAAAACAAAAUCAUGUUUAUUUGGAGUGCUAAAUUAGACAUGAAGUUAGCAUCAGAGCUAGCCCUUAGCCUGCCUCUGUGUGUGUGUGUGUGUGUGUAUGUGUGUAUGUGUGUGAUUGAGUGUGUGAGAGACAGACAAAAGACUGAACCCAUGCAUCACGGCCGAGGAAGAGCCAUUGGCUCUUGUUUGGACAUAAACAGGAAAUACUUGACUGUAUGCAGGAAGCUUUUUGAAGUGCUUCAGCGUCAUUAUGUGUGUGUGUGUUGUGGGCGGACGUGCCACUCCACUGACAUGGAUCAUACCUCCAGCACAAAUGUAACAGUAACAUGGUAAUGUGUGCUCGGGAGGACGAAAAACUAGGCGAGACUUGACAGACAAAAAGCACAAUUUACGAUGACAGCUGCUUAUAUCCAGAUUGUCAGUAAUAGUUGUCGUUAUUUCGCUGAAGUGUAUCCGUGUUCACUCUGUAGUUCAGAUGACUAAAAUGCGUGUUUUGCUUUGAUUUGUUUGCUUGUUCUCUAAGACGUUUGGUGGAGUCAAAUAGAUAUCUUCUAAUUAACUAAAUGAAAUCCAUUCUUUCUAUGAAAGUAAAACAUCUUGUGUGGAAAGAUCACACUUCAUCCUCUAUGAUCCUGAGAUGUGGUAUAUAAUAUUGUUUAUUCUCUCUUCAACUGCUGUGGAAAAUGAUCCAGUGUAUGUGCUGAUCAUCACAUUCUUCUGUCUUUGAUGCCUUUUCUUUGUUUUAUUAUUUCUCUUAUAAUAGUGUAUGACCUUUUUGUGGGAUUGUGUUUGUUUUUGUUCUGUUUGGAGGUUAAUGCUUGCUAUGUGAUUGUGUCUGACCAACAGAAAUACUUUGUGUAUGCUGUGUUGAUUUGUAUAGAAAUGUGGUUUAAACUAUGUUUAAAGAACAAAAUCCAAUGUAAGAAAAAAAACAGGCCUAAUGAAGCUAACAAAGUGUGGCUUGUGGUCAUAUUUGUAUGAAAUAAAGUUUCUAACUGAA